UCAUAACAUUCCCAACCACUUGUUUGUUCUUAAAACCCAAAAUUCUCAAUGAGGCAUGUGACACUAUCACACAUUCAUUUAUGAAUAAAAUGAAACUAAUACCACCUUCUCCUUCAAUCUUCUUCUCUCAUCUCCUUUACCCUCUUCUCCUCUACCAUUGAACCAAAUUCUUCAACUUCAUAUUUGAAUCAGAGUAGAAUCAUCACGUUCAGAUCCAAAUCCAUCCAUUAUAAGUCGGCCAUAACAGACGAAUAAUUAAGUUACAACAAAAGAAGAACGAUAACGAGAAGAAUUUGAUCAAGUGUAAAGUCGAAUCUAAAUUUUGAUGGGGGGUGCUAGUUCCUCAAUUAGUGUAGCAGAAAUUGAGGAUGUUGUUUCAGAAUCAACAGGGCUUGGUGACAUUCCAGAGAGCUGCAUCUCAUUCAUUAUGAAGAGUUUUGAUCCAAAAGAGAUUUGCCAAUUGGCUAAAGUGAACAAAACUUUUCAUAGAGCUUCCUCAGCUGAUUUUGUGUGGGAAUCAAAAUUGCCACAAUCAUAUAAGUUCCUUCUCAAUAAGAUUCUUGGUGAUAAUAACAAAGAGGAUCUAAUUAGAACCAUGUCCAAGAAAGAGGUUUAUGCCAAACUAUGUCGACCUAAUUUCUUUGAUGGUGGCACCAAAGAAGUUUGGUUGGAUAGAAGCAGUGGACAAGUUUGUUUGUUCAUCUCAUCAAAGUCUUUCAAGAUUACAGGAAUUGAUGACAGAAGAUAUUGGAAUAAUAUUCCAACUGAAGAAUCCAGGUUUAAAAGUGUUGCAUACCUUCAACAAAUGUGGUGGGUUGAAGUCUUGGGGGAAUUAGACUUUGAAUUUCCAAGAGGGAAAUAUAGCAUUUUUUUCAGGCUUCAUUUGGGAAAGACCUCAAACAGAUUGGGCCGCAGAGUGUGCAACCUGGGCCAAGUCCAUGGUUGGGACAUCAAGCCCGUUAGAUUUCAACUAUCCACAUCUGAUGGCCAGAAUUCACUUUCCCAGUGUUAUUUGAGUGGGCCAGGAGAGUGGACCCAUUAUCCUGUUGGAGAUUUUGUCAUUGAUAAGCCCAAUGGGCCCACAACCAUCAAGUUUUCCCUGGCCCAAAUUGAUUGUACUCACACAAAAGGCGGGCUUUGCAUAGAUGGGGCAGUGAUUUGCCCAACCCAGAAUACAAAACAAUUUUGAUGGAAGCGUUUUUGGAACAGUUGAUGUUUAAUUAAUUAAUUGUUUAUAUAGACAAUUUGUGGUAAUUUAUUUUUCUUAAGUUAGCUUUUUUUGUUAACAAUGGCUGUAUUUUUAUUUAUAUAAAUUUUCUGAAUGUGGCUA
Molecule: messenger RNA, 1330 nt
Organism: Arachis duranensis
Lineage: Eukaryota; Viridiplantae; Streptophyta; Magnoliopsida; Fabales; Fabaceae
Product: F-box protein PP2-A13
Exons: 3
Coding region: 326-1189 (287 amino acids)
Molecular function (GO): protein binding
Source: RefSeq, a predicted model, not a curated record